CGGGUCACAGCCAUCAUCAACGCCGGCGGGCACUAACCAUUAAACCAGUCAAUUGAACGGCGCCUUUCCCAAAAAAUACUACUAUAAAUUAAGUUUUUGAAAAUCCGGCGACGCCAGUUUAAAAAAUUCGGGUCACACCCAUCAUCAACGCCGGCGGGCACUAACCAUUAAACCAGUCAAUUGAACGACGCCGUUCCGGAGACUGAAGUGAAUUGCGCAUCGCGUGGUUUUUAGGGUUGUCAUUGGUAUGGACAAGAGCAUGCUACAAGGUCUUGAUGGUCUACCUGAAGAAGACCAGAGGCGGAUGGCUGCUGUAAUCGAGCAGCUCCAAGUGCGAGACAGUAUGAGGAUGUACAAUUCAGUUGUGGAGAGAUGCUUCAAUGACUGUGUGGACAACUUUACACGCAAAUCACUGCAGAAGCAGGAGGAAACCUGUGUCAUGAGAUGUGCUGAGAAAUUCUUGAAGCACUCGAUGCGGGUUGGUUUAAGAUUUGCAGAGCUUAACAAUCUUGCAGCUACACCAGACCAAAGCAACUAAACCAUGAAUUGCUCAAAACACCAUUUCAUUAAUGUAGAUGUUCUUUUGUUGUCAAUUUUCAGCUAUUUUUUCCAACAGGGUUUUUUUCAUUUAUAAAUAAAAGAAUAGUUAAUUUCAAGCAUAAUAGAAGCCCAGUUGAAUGAGCUGUUGAAUA
Molecule: messenger RNA, 692 nt
Organism: Hevea brasiliensis (rubber tree)
Lineage: Eukaryota; Viridiplantae; Streptophyta; Magnoliopsida; Malpighiales; Euphorbiaceae
Product: mitochondrial import inner membrane translocase subunit TIM9
Exons: 3
Coding region: 248-538 (96 amino acids)
Source: RefSeq, a predicted model, not a curated record